GGGAGAGCGAGCGAGCGAACGUGCGAGCGAGCGAGCGCGAGGGGGAGGGGGAGCCUCAGCGAAGCCCGGGAGGCGCCCACAGUGACGGCGCCGCCUGCCCGCCCGCCCGCCUGCUGCCUCCCGGCCUGGCUGCUCGGCUGCCCGGCGCGCGCGGGUUCUGCUGGGCCGGCCGUGAGGCGGCAGCGGCACCAGCGGCAGUCCCCAGUGGCAGCGGGGCCUUCCUUCUCGCUCCCCCGCCUCCUCCUGUCCCCUCCCCUCCCCCUCCGGCUCCCGGUGGCGGGCUCCAGUCCUAGAAGGGGCGACGGGAAGAUGGAGGAACUGGUGGUGGAAGUCCGGGGCUCCAAUGGCGCUUUCUACAAGGCAUUUGUAAAAGAUGUACAUGAAGAUUCAAUAACAGUUGCAUUUGAAAACAAUUGGCAGCCAGAGAGACAGAUUCCAUUCCAUGAUGUGAGAUUCCCACCUCCUACAGGUUAUAAUAAAGAUAUCAAUGAAAGUGAUGAGGUUGAGGUUUAUUCCAGGGCCAAUGAAAAAGAGCCAUGCUGCUGGUGGUUGGCUAAAGUACGCAUGAUCAAGGGCGAGUUUUAUGUAAUAGAAUAUGCAGCCUGUGAUGCCACUUACAAUGAAAUUGUCACAAUUGAGCGUUUAAGAUCUGUGAAUCCCAACAAACCUGCAACAAAAGACACUUUCCAUAAGAUCAAACUGGAAGUGCCAGAGGACUUACGGCAAAUGUGUGCCAAAGAAUCAUCACACAAGGACUUCAAAAAAGCAGUUGGAGCUUUUUCUGUAACAUAUGAUUCUGAAAAUUAUCAACUUAUCAUCUUGUCCAUCAGCGACGUAACAACAAAGAGGGCAAAUAUGCUGAUUGAUAUGCACUUUCGAAGUCUUCGAACUAAGUUGUCUCUGAUACUGAGAAAUGAAGAAGCUAGUAAACAACUGGAGAGUUCAAGACAGCUUGCCUCAAGAUUUCAUGAGCAGUUUAUUGUCCGUGAGGAUUUGAUGGGUCUAGCAAUUGGCACUCAUGGUGCUAAUAUUCAGCAAGCGAGAAAAGUACCCGGAGUCACUGCUAUUGAUUUAGAUGAAGAUACUUGCACAUUUCAUAUUUACGGAGAGGAUCAGGAUGCAGUGAAAAAAGCCAGGGGUUAUCUUGAGUUUGCAGAAGAUGUAAUCCAAGUUCCAAGGAACCUAGUAGGCAAAGUAAUAGGAAAAAAUGGAAAACUGAUUCAAGAGAUUGUGGACAAGUCAGGUGUUGUAAGAGUGAGAAUUGAGGCUGAAAGUGAUAAAAAUAUUCCACAAGAAGAGGAAAUUAUACCACAAAAUCCCCUACCUUCCAAUAAUUCAAGGGUUGGAUCUAAUUCCUCAGAAGAAAAGAAAUACUUAGAUUUAAAGGAAAACUACACUCAUUUUUCUCAGUCCAGCAGUACAAAAGUCCAAAGGGUGUUAGUGGUUUCAUCAAUUGUAGCAGGGGAAUCGCAGAAACCUGAAAUCAAGUCUUGGCAGGGAAUGGUACCAUUUGUCUUUGUUGGAACCAAGGACAGCAUCACCAACGCAACAGUUCUUCUGGAUUAUCAUCUUAAUUAUUUAAAGGAGGUAGACCAACUACGUUUGGAAAGGCUGCAGAUUGAUGAGCAGUUGCGACAGAUUGGAGCGAGUUCUAGACCACCACCGAAUCGUGCAGAUAAGGAUAAAGGCUACAUGACCGACGAUGGCCCAGGACUUGGCCGAGGUAGUAGGCCUUACAGAAAUAGAGGACAUGGUAGACGUGGUCCUGGAUAUGCUUCAGGAACUAAUUCUGAAGCAUCAAAUGCUUCUGAAACAGAAUCUGACCACCGAGAUGAACUCAGUGAUUGGUCUUUGGCCCCAGCAGAGGAAGAAAGGGACAACUACUUACGUAGAGGAGAUGGACGAAGACGCGGAGGUGGCGCCCGAGGACAAGGAGGAAGAGGUCGUGGCGGUUUUAAAGGAAAUGAUGAUCAGUCUCGAACAGAUAAUCGUCAGCGGAACACAAGAGAUGCUAAGGGAAGAACAGCAGAUGGAUCACUUCAGAUCAGAAUUGACUACAAUAAUGAAAGAAGUGUCCACACUAAAACAUUACAGAAUACGUCAAGCGAAGGUAGUCGGCUGCGCACGGGUAAAGAGCGUAAUCAGAAGAAAGAAAAAUCAGACAGCGUGGAUGGGCAGCAACCGCUGGUGAAUGGAGUACCCUAAACUGCAUAGUUCUUGAGUCAUAUUUCCUAUACUGUUUCAGUAAUUCUUAUUCCACAUUAGAGAAACUUUGUUAGGCCAAAGACAAAAUAGUAGGCAAGAUGGCGCAGGGCAUGAAAUGAAGACAAAAGUUCUGUUAGCCUUUUUUUUUUUUUUUAAAUAUUGGCUGUACGCAACUGUUUUCAGGAUAAGAAGUUAUACAAACAUUUACUUAAGAAUAUCUUGGACUUCUAAAAUAUGCUUUCAAGUACAUACUGUGUACUUCAAAAAGUUUUUUUGUUUUGUUUUGUUCUAAAAAUAUCAAGCUGUGCACUAGUAUACUUUCUGUUCGUUUGGACUUUUACUGCAUUGGGUCAAUCACUGCUAAAUUUAUUCUUUUUUCUGAAUAAAUAGUGUUUGUGAUAAUCAAAUUAGGCUUCUGUUUUCAAUCAAACUUCAAAGUCCUUAUGAAAUGCUCUGUCGUUUCAUGUCCUGUGUCAGUUCACGUUUUGGUCCACUUUUUCAGUAUCUUAGUGGACCUUGAAAUGUGUGAUGUAACAAUUGUCAUUUUCAUUAGCAAAAAAAAAGUUGUAUGAUCUGUGCCUUUUUUAUAUCUUGGCAGGUAGGAAUAUUUUAUUUGGAAGCAGAAAUCAGGGAAGAGAAGUUGGAAACACUAAAUGUAAAAUAUAUGUAGCAAACCCUGUCCAGGCAUUUAGUACUUUAUAGAAGAAUGCAUGCUUUCCAUACUUUUUUUCCUUACUUAAACAUCAGGUUAGGCAGUAUAAAGAAUAGGGGUUUUUGUUUUGUUUUUAUUUUAUUUUUGUUUUUUUGCACUGAAGAUUAACAUAGUGUUGAGAGAAGUGUAAUUUUUCUUUACACGUGGGACAAGAAAUCACUAUCUUUCCAUUUCGAAAGAGAAAAAUUUCUUUGGGAACAAAUCUUCCUGGUUACAAGCUAGCAUAACAUGCCUAUUUGGCCAGAUAACUAUAUUGAGUAAAUAGUCAUAAUUUCAUCUUCCCACAAAUUACAGAAUUGUUUUUCAUAAUUUUAAUUUCAAGCUUAUCUCAGGGGAGGUAGGAAGGUGAUGUCCUUUGUGAUUGAUAUGUGAAGCACAGGUAUCCAACUUUGUAACAUUGGAGGCAGGUUAAAUUGUAAAAUGCGAAGUUUAAGGUCUGAUUUGAAAGAAGAAUCAGAAGGCAUUCUAGAAUUUGAUAACAAGUAAUAGACAAUUAGGGAAUGGGGGGGGCAGGUGAAUUUUUGCUUUUUUUUCCCCUUUUGGAUCAUGAAUGAAGUAUACUGGGGAAAACUGUGUUAAGGACCUUCAUUUCAAAAUUUUCUAUUUUUCUGAAAAAAUUACUCCAGUAGGGGUGCCACUGAUUAUGUACAGAACUGUACAAACCAAACCUGCCUCUGAUGUAUUUUGUGAGUUUCAUUUAUCUUUGCUUUUCUUUUCACUGUUACUUUUCCUUGCAUACAAGUAAGCAUAUAAAAAUCGCAAGAAACUGCACAUGGUUUAACAAAUAUUAAAAUGUCUUUAAAAUCUUGCCAAACAUUAUUGUUGAUUUUUAGUUAUUUAUUUUGGGAAUGUAUAGCGUUUGAGAAAAAAAAAACUGGUACCUUGCACACAUCAUCUGUAAGCUGUUUGGUUAAAAUACUGUAGAUAAUUAACCAAGGUAGACUGACCUUGUAAUGUAACUGCUCUUGGGCAAUAUUCUCUGUACAUAUUAGCUGCAACAGAUUGGAUUUUAUGUUGACAUUUGUUUGGUUAUAGUGCAAUAUAUUUUGUAUGCAAGCAGUUUCAAUAAAGUUUGGUCUUCCUCUGCUAA
Messenger RNA from Trichosurus vulpecula (common brushtail), 4007 nucleotides. It is a transcript of the gene FMR1, whose product is annotated as FMRP translational regulator 1. Gene Ontology annotation, cellular component: neuronal cell body; postsynaptic density; axon. The record is from RefSeq and is a predicted model, not a curated record. Lineage: Eukaryota; Metazoa; Chordata; Mammalia; Diprotodontia; Phalangeridae. Gene Ontology annotation, biological process: anterograde axonal transport; regulation of modification of synaptic structure; negative regulation of translation. Bases 310 to 2205 code for a protein of 631 amino acids. The transcript has 17 exons. Gene Ontology annotation, molecular function: translation regulator activity; mRNA 3'-UTR binding; protein homodimerization activity.